AUGGCGGAUGUCCUGCUGCGGCUCCACCUUGGGACCGGCGAAGACGCGCUGGGGCCCCUGCGGGAGUGCUGCUCGCUCGCCACGCGCAGGCUGUACAUCCAUGUGGGUGGAUAUGUGCAGUGCUCAGGAGACCAUGACCAUACCACGCUUGCAUUUCCCAUGUCCAACACGGAACUUGCGCUGCGGUGCCUGGCAGCCUGGUACGAUGUCGUGGCCAGGGUAGAGCCCCGGCUGGAUGUCGUGCCACUGUUCCAUGAGGCGGGCUGGACAGAAGAAAAAGUGGCCAUCCUAGAGGGACUGGGAACGAUCUGCGCCUCAGUCGACGAGAAAGAAACCGCGCAGCACUCUGUUCAGACCAUGAAUGCUGUUCGAGAGGCUCGAGACCUGGCACCCCUGGAACUCACAAUCCUGCAGGCGAAUGGAGCUGAAGAAAGAGAGGGCCAGUCUUGGGACAAGGGCUACUGGCAGACGUUUGAGAGGGUGGCCAUGGGUGGCACGUUCGAUCGCCUGCAUGCUGGCCAUCGACUCCUGUUGGCAGCAACUGCACUUGUUUGCUCAGGGCAUGCAUUUGUGGGUGUCACAGUGGACAAGAUGCUCCAUCACAAACAACACGCAGACCUGCUGGAGCCAUUUGCCACCCGCAGCGGCGCAGCCGUAGACUUCAUUCGGACCGUCCGGCCGAGCCUUGAGGUCCACGUCUCUCAACUGGGCGACCCCGCGGAGCCCACCAUCGCCGAGACGGACCCAUCCGUUGAGGCCAUCGUGGUUUCACGUGAGACCAUCAUCGGUGCGGAGAAGAUCAACGAGGGGAGGAGCAGGAGGGGGUUUGAGCCUCUGCAGGUGAUCGUCGUCGGCCUAGUUGGCGACAGCGGCACACAGGGGAGCAAGUUGAGCUCGAGCCAACUGCGCGAAGCGGAUGCCAGGGCUUACGUAUCAUGA
Ostreobium quekettii is the source of this 939-nucleotide messenger RNA. The record is from the annotation of a GenBank genome assembly. NCBI's taxonomy places the organism in Eukaryota, Viridiplantae, Chlorophyta, Ulvophyceae, Bryopsidales, Ostreobiaceae.